Molecule: messenger RNA, 4661 nt
Organism: Myotis brandtii (Brandt's bat)
Lineage: Eukaryota; Metazoa; Chordata; Mammalia; Chiroptera; Vespertilionidae
Gene: ATP4A
Product: ATPase, H+/K+ exchanging, alpha polypeptide
Exons: 24
Coding region: 1-3246 (1081 amino acids)
Biological process (GO): proton transmembrane transport; intracellular potassium ion homeostasis; intracellular sodium ion homeostasis
Cellular component (GO): membrane
Molecular function (GO): P-type potassium:proton transporter activity; ATP binding; magnesium ion binding
Source: RefSeq, a predicted model, not a curated record
AUGGUCUCUUAUAAGUGCAGCAAGGAGGCCACUGAGCCAGGAGAGACUGGGGAUCACCAGCUUGUGGGGGCGGCACCAAGCACCAAGCACCAAGUACAACAUCAAUCCAGGACCCUUCGUUUCCCCAUCUGGGCAAGUUGGGGUGGAGACAAGGAGAAAUACGAGUUGUACUCAGUAGAGCUGGGUCCUGGCCCUGAUGGGGACAUGGCAGCCAAGCUGAGCAAGAAGAAGGCAGGCAGUGGAGGGGGCAAGAGAAAGGAGAAGCUGGAGAACAUGAAGAAGGAGAUGGAGAUUAAUGACCACCAGCUGUCAGUAGCGGAGCUGGAACAGAAAUAUCAGACCAGUGCGACCAAGGGCCUGUCUGCCAGCUUGGCUGCGGAGCUGCUGCUGCGGGAUGGGCCCAACGCGCUGCGGCCACCAAAGGGUACCCCAGAGUACGUCAAGUUCGCACGGCAGUUGGCAGGCGGUCUGCAGUGCCUCAUGUGGGUGGCUGCUGCCAUCUGCCUCAUUGCCUUUGGCAUCCAAGCCAGUGAGGGUGACCUCACCACUGACGACAAUCUGUACUUGGCACUGGCUCUCAUUGCUGUGGUUGUGGUCACCGGCUGCUUCGGCUACUAUCAGGAAUUUAAGAGCACCAACAUCAUCGCCAGCUUCAAGAACCUUGUGCCCCAGCAAGCAACUGUGAUCCGAGAUGGGGACAAGUUCCAGAUCAACGCAGAUCAGCUUGUGGUGGGUGACCUGGUGGAGAUGAAGGGUGGGGACCGAGUGCCCGCCGACAUCCGCAUCCUCCAAGCCCAGGGCUGCAAGGUGGACAACUCCUCGCUGACGGGAGAGUCGGAGCCACAGACCCGCUCCCCUGAGUGUACACACGAGAGCCCACUGGAGACCCGCAACAUCGCCUUCUUCUCCACCAUGUGCCUCGAGGGCACAGCACAGGGCCUGGUGGUGAACACGGGUGACCGUACCAUCAUCGGGCGCAUCGCAUCACUGGCUUCUGGAGUAGAAAAUGAGAAAACACCCAUCGCUAUCGAGAUUGAACAUUUUGUGGACAUCAUUGCAGGCUUAGCCAUCCUCUUUGGUGCCACAUUUUUUGUGGUGGCCAUGUGCAUUGGCUACACCUUCCUGCGGGCCAUGGUCUUUUUCAUGGCCAUUGUGGUAGCCUAUGUACCGGAGGGGCUGCUGGCCACUGUCACGGUCUGCCUGUCUCUGACAGCCAAGAGGCUGGCCAGCAAGAACUGUGUAGUCAAGAACCUGGAAGCAGUGGAGACACUGGGCUCCACGUCAGUGAUCUGCUCUGACAAGACGGGGACCCUCACUCAGAACCGCAUGACUGUGUCCCAUCUGUGGUUCGACAACCACAUCCACUCAGCUGACACCACGGAAGACCAGUCAGGGCAGACGUUUGACCAGUCCUCGGAGACAUGGCGGGCGCUCUGCCGCGUGCUCACCCUGUGCAACCGAGCUGCCUUCAAGUCGGGCCAGGACGCGGUGCCCGUGCCAAAGCGCAUCGUGAUCGGGGACGCAUCAGAGACGGCGCUGCUGAAGUUCUCCGAGCUGACGCUGGGCAACGCCAUGGGCUACCGAGAACGCUUCCCCAAAGUCUGCGAGAUCCCCUUCAACUCCACCAACAAGUUCCAGCUGUCCAUCCACACCCUGGAGGACCCGCGGGACCCGCGGCACGUGUUGGUGAUGAAGGGCGCCCCUGAGCGUGUGCUGGAGCGCUGUAGCUCCAUCCUCAUCAAGGGCCAGGAGCUGCCCCUGGACGAGCAAUGGCGUGAGGCCUUCCAGACGGCUUACCUCAGCCUGGGAGGCCUGGGCGAACGCGUGCUGGGCUUCUGCCAGCUCUACCUGAGUGAGAAGGACUACCCGCCUGGCUAUGCCUUCGACGUGGAGGCCAUGAACUUUCCAACCAGUGGUCUGUGCUUUGCGGGACUUGUGUCCAUGAUAGACCCGCCCCGGGCCACUGUCCCUGAUGCUGUGCUCAAGUGCCGCACAGCAGGCAUUCGGGUGAUUAUGGUGACAGGUGACCACCCCAUCACAGCCAAGGCUAUUGCGGCCAGUGUGGGCAUCAUCUCUGAAGGCAGUGAGACAGUGGAGGACAUCGCUGCUCGUCUCCGUGUGCCUGUAGAGCAGGUUAAUCGGAAGGAUGCCCGUGCCUGCGUGAUCAAUGGCAUGCAGCUGAAGGACAUGGACCCAUCAGAGCUGGUCGAGGUGCUGCGCACCCACCCUGAGAUGGUGUUUGCUCGUACGAGUCCCCAGCAGAAGCUAGUGAUUGUGGAGAGCUGCCAGCGACUGGGUGCAAUCGUGGCUGUGACAGGGGAUGGUGUCAAUGACUCCCCAGCCCUGAAGAAGGCAGACAUUGGUGUGGCCAUGGGCAUUGCUGGCUCAGAUGCUGCCAAAAAUGCAGCCGACAUGAUCCUGCUGGAUGACAACUUUGCCUCCAUUGUGACGGGCGUGGAGCAGGGCCGACUGAUCUUCGACAAUCUGAAGAAGUCCAUCGCUUACACAUUGACCAAGAACAUCCCUGAACUGACGCCAUACCUCAUUUACAUCACUGUCAGUGUGCCCUUGCCCCUCGGGUGCAUCACUAUCCUCUUCAUAGAACUCUGCACUGACAUUUUCCCAUCUGUGUCCCUGGCUUAUGAGAAGGCUGAGAGUGACAUCAUGCAUCUGCGGCCACGGAACCCUAAGCGUGACCGAUUAGUCAACGAGCCCCUGGCUGCCUACUCCUACUUCCAGAUCGGUGCCAUCCAGUCAUUUGCUGGCUUCACUGACUACUUCACGGCCAUGGCCCAGGAGGGCUGGUUCCCACUGCUGUGCGUGGGGCUGCGGCCACAAUGGGAGAACCACCACCUACAAGAUCUGCAGGACAGCUAUGGCCAGGAGUGGACAUUUGGGCAGCGCCUGUACCAGCAGUACACUUGCUACACCGUGUUCUUCAUCAGCAUCGAGAUGUGCCAGAUCGCUGACGUUCUCAUUCGAAAGACACGCCGCCUCUCUGCCUUCCAGCAGGGCUUCUUCAGGAACAAGAUCCUGGUGCUGGCCAUUGUGUUCCAGAUCUGCAUCGGCUGUUUCCUGUGCUACUGCCCGGGAAUGCCCAACAUCUUCAACUUCAUGCCCAUUCGGUUCCAGUGGUGGCUGGUCCCCAUGCCCUUUGGCCUCCUCAUCUUCGUCUAUGAUGAGCUCCGGAAACUUGGAGUUCGCUGUUGCCCAGGGAGCUGGUGGGACCAGGAACUCUACUAUUAGAGGGACUGCUGUCUUCAAGUCAUCCCUGCCUCUACCACAGACAGGUUGGGGCAAGACUCAUGGGACUGUCUGGACAGUCACCAAAACACCUGAGCGAGCAAGAGUCCUAGCCUGACCUGUGUCUGUUCCUGUGUAGCCCAUGGCACCCCAACCUGGAAGGGACCCUCCCUACUGCCCUUCCCCAUCCAAAAGGGGCCCAACUUCUUGGAGGAAGUCCCUAGGCCCAGUCCUCCGAGCUGGCCUGGGGAAGCCCCCAUCUGAGGGGGGAGGUUUGAUGGGGAGGAGCUAGUAGCUCCUGUGAGGUGGGGUGCCUGGGGGCUCUUCUUUAAAACACACUUGUGUCUGCGUAAUCGUAAUAAACCAGCUCACAGUGACUGCUUUUUAAUUUGGUGUGGCACCGUCUUAAGUGGUUUUCAUGAGCCCCUUUGGUCCCACAAUCCUACAACUUAGGGGAUAUUUGUUCAGGGCUGUAUCUCCAGUUCCUCGAACACAGCCUGGCACACAGUAGGCACUCAAUAACCCUUCCUUGGGAAAAUAAAGUCCCAUUUCUUUGCCUAGGGUUAAAGCACUUAAAGGUGAGUUGGAUGUGACCACAGGCACCCUCCAGAGCACUCAACCACUCCACUAACCUAAACACUGCCUCUGGGCUCUCUUUCUCAGCACCCAUUCUCCCUUUGGGGAGACUCCUUGAUACAGGGUGUUAAAAUCUUUCCCACCUCAGGCUGUCCCCGCCCUCCAGCCUUCACAGGUGUCUCCACUUGUUCAUUCCUUUGCAAAGCAAUGGGCAUCCCAACCUACUCCUGGGAUGAAACUCACAGGCUCCUCCUUACACCCUCACCUAAAAGCUAAGCUUCCAACUGCCAGAAAUUCCCGUCCCGGGCCCUCCACCUCCCUCUGGCCACACUCUUUCUUGUCUCUUUUCCCCUUUCUCUAAUGAGUCUCUCUGGCUAGGCCCCUGGCUUCUCCCUCCUCUUCAUCACAGUACCCCUGCCCACAUCUCAGUUCUGUCUCUAGCUUCCCCAGGCAUGUCUGAGGACCCACACUCAUCUCUGUAUCACCCUCCAAACCUGCUCCCAUCCACUGUCCCAUCAGUAGGUUCCUCCUCCUAGGAAAAUGUGAUGAGACCUUGGGAAGGGCUCUUCACUCCUUUCUCAUCUGUCAUUUUCACAAUCCCCCCACCACACAGAAAAUACCAGGCUUUUGGUCACCACCUCCACUCUGCCUAUAGCCACUCUCCUUUCGCCAUCCCUGUCCUGGUCCAGUCCUGAUUUUCUGGCCUCAGUCUCCCCACCCACAGUGGCCACAGAAAUCUUAACAAAGCCAAAUCUGACCCUGUCUUCCCCUCACAUAGAACUUUCCCUAGUUCCCCAUUGUCCCUGCUCAAUUCCUCAGCCCAACCCUGGGAGCCUUCUGGG